Messenger RNA from Strongyloides ratti, 1335 nucleotides. RefSeq names its product Protein kinase domain and Serine/threonine-/dual specificity protein kinase, catalytic domain and Protein kinase-like domain-containing protein. Gene Ontology annotation, molecular function: protein serine/threonine kinase activity; ATP binding. The transcript has 3 exons. Gene Ontology annotation, cellular component: cytoplasm. Bases 1 to 1335 code for a protein of 444 amino acids. Gene Ontology annotation, biological process: protein phosphorylation; signal transduction. NCBI's taxonomy places the organism in Eukaryota, Metazoa, Nematoda, Chromadorea, Rhabditida, Strongyloididae. The record is from RefSeq and is a predicted model, not a curated record.
AUGACUAGUGUACGUCAGACAGAUUUACUUGGAACCGGAGUUGAAGUAAAAACAAAAGCUCUAAAAAUUAUUAAAAAAGAGUCAAGAGAAGAAAAAUUAGAAAAAGAAUUAGAAGAUGUUGAAUUAUUUUGCUCUGAAACACGAAUUAUCGGAAAGGGUUCAUUUGGUGUUGUAUUUCAAGCUAAAUGCAAAAAUGGUGUUAACGGUAAUGUUGAAUCAGUCGCAAUUAAAAGAGUUUUACAGGAUAGAAGAUAUAAAAAUCGUGAAUUACAAAUGAUGGUACAUUUAAAUCAUCCAAAUGUUGUUGAAUUAAAAUAUUAUUUCUAUUCUAAUGGAGUCGGAGCAAAGUCAGAUGACAUUUAUCUUAAUCUUGUAUUAGAAUACAUUCCGGACACUGUUAGUCGUAUUGCCAAAUCUUACAGUGGUAGAAGAGCUGUUAUACCAGCUCCUUAUGUUAAAGUAUAUAUUUAUCAAUUAUUGCGUGCCCUUGGAUAUUGUCAUUUGCUAGGAAUAUGUCAUCGUGAUGUUAAGCCACAAAAUCUUCUACUUAGUGCUGAAACAAAUGUUUUAAAACUUUGUGAUUUUGGUUCUGCAAAACAUUUAAUACCAGGAGAAACUAAUGUUGCUUAUAUAUGUUCAAGAUAUUAUCGUGCACCAGAAUUAAUUUUUGGUUCAACUGAUUACACAACACAAAUAGAUGUAUGGAGUGCUGGAGCAGUUUUAGCAGAAUUACUACUGGGAACACCAAUUUUCCCUGGAGAGUCAGCAGUUGAUCAAUUGGUUGAAAUAAUAAAAGUUCUUGGAACUCCUACAAAAGAACAAAUAAGAAAAAUGAAUCCAAAUUAUACUGAAUAUAAAUUUCCAAAUAUAGGACCACAUCCAUGGAAUAAAGUAUUUAGACCAAGAACUGAUCCAUUAGCAAUACAAUUAGUCCAUGAUCUUGUACAAUAUGAUCCUAAUAAACGCCCAACAGCUUAUGAAGCAUUAAAAAGUCCAUUUUUUGAUGAAUUAAAAAGACACGGAUAUAGAUUACCAUCUGGUGCUAGAUUACCACCAUUAACAAAUUGGACAAUUGAUGAAAGAGAAUAUUUUAUUAAAGAUGAAUCUGGUUUACAAUCUCUUUUACAAUUUGAUAGUGUUUCUGAAUCAGCUGAUGUAAGUUAUGAAAGUGGUUCAACUCAUCCAAUGACAACAAGAAGUAAUAAUAAUAGACUUUCAAGAUCAACUACAGAAAAUGUCAGUGUCUCUAAUGAUGUAACUUGUAAUCAGAAUCAAAAAGAUUUAUCUGGAAAUGAUAGUUAUUCUGGUGACUCUUUUUCCAAGGAUAACAUUUAA